This is a messenger RNA of Amphibalanus amphitrite, 3300 nucleotides long. RefSeq names its product pre-mRNA-splicing factor syf1 homolog (gene fand). The transcript has 3 exons. Gene Ontology annotation, molecular function: protein binding. The coding region runs from base 359 to 2932 and encodes 857 amino acids. Gene Ontology annotation, biological process: generation of catalytic spliceosome for first transesterification step; mRNA splicing, via spliceosome. Gene Ontology annotation, cellular component: U2-type catalytic step 2 spliceosome; post-mRNA release spliceosomal complex; Prp19 complex. Lineage: Eukaryota; Metazoa; Arthropoda; Thecostraca; Balanomorpha; Balanidae. The record is from RefSeq and is a predicted model, not a curated record.
GAGAUCAAACAUUUAGUAGUCGAUUACCUUAGAGUUACGCUCUUUUACUGUCUUCAAAGCGCAGAAUAUGUAUAAAAUGAGAGCACUGCUCGGUGACUGAAUAUUCAUCAGCAUGCUGCGAGCCUUUGCUUGUUUCUUGGCUUUCCAUUGGUGGAUGUCAUGUGCAUUAUGCUGUCUACCAAUGAGAGGCCAAGAGACGCUAGCAGCCUGCUUCCAUAAAUCCUGACAAAAACACGUACAGAUACCAAGUGGUGCCGGUAGGAAUAGGCAAGGCCGGGCCGUAAAGAGUCCGAAAGCCGAAAGGUGAAGAGGCUACAGAGAUUGGUUACCGAGCACGUCUCAGCGGUGUGCUGCCAAGAUGCCGGUGGCCGAGCCGGCGCCGCUGCUGUUCGGGGAUGACGACCUUCCGUACGAGGAGGAGAUCCUCCGCAACCCCUACUCGGUCAAACACUGGCUGCGCUACAUCGAGCACAAGAAGGAGGCCCCGCGGGAGGCCGUCAACAUGCUCUACGAGAGGGCGCUGCGCGAGCUACCCGGCAGCUACAAGCUGUGGCACAGCUACCUGCGCCUGCGGCGACGCCAGCUCAAGAACCGCUGCAUCACCGACCCGGCCUUCGACGACGUCAACAGUGCGUUCGAGCGCGCGCUGGUGUUCAUGCACAAGAUGCCGCGCAUCUGGCUGGACUACUGCCAGCUGCUGAUCGACCAGCAGAAGAUCACGCGCACGCGGCGCGUGUUCGACCGGGCGCUGCGCGCACUGCCCAUCACUCAGCACCACCGGCUGUGGCCGCUCUACAUCGAGUUCGUCAAGCGGCACGACAUCCCCGAGACGGCGGUACGCGUGUUCCGCCGCUACCUGAAGCUCUGCCCGGAGAAGGUGGAGGAGUUUAUCGACUAUCUGCGCUCCAUUGACCGGCUGGACGAGGCCGCCGUCCGGCUGGCCGGCAUCGUCAACGAGGAGCACUUUGUGUCGCAGCAGGGCAUGUCCAACCACCAGCUGUGGAACGAGCUGUGCGAGCUCAUCAGCAAGAACCCGCACAAGGUGACCUCGCUGGACGUGAACGCCAUCAUCCGCGGCGGCCUGCGCCGCUACACAGACCAGCUGGGUCAGCUGUGGAGCUCGCUGGCCGACUACUACAUACGCAGCGCGCUCUUCGACCGGGCGCGAGACAUCUACGAGGAGGCCAUCCAGACGGUGACCACGGUCCGAGACUUCACCCAGGUGUUCGACGCCUACGCCCAGUUCGAGGAGCUCAGCCUCAAUAAGCGCAUGGAGCAGGUGGCCGCCAAGGCGACGCCCUCCGAGGAGGAUGACAUUGAGCUGGAGCUGCGGCUGGCGCGCUUCGAGGAGCUGAUCCAGCGGCGGCCGCUGCUGCUCAACUCGGUCCUGCUGCGACAGAACCCGCACAAUGUGCUCGAGUGGCACAAGCGCGUGGAACUGUUCGCCGGCAAGCCGCGGGAGAUCAUCAACACGUACACGGAGGCGGUGCAGACGGUGGACCCCAAGCUGGCCACCGGCAAGCUGCACACUCUCUGGGUGGCCUUCGCCAAGUUCUACGAGGAGAACGACCAGCUGGACGACGCGCGCGUGGUGUUCGAGAAGGGCUGCCAGGUGGGCUACACGCGCGUCGACGACCUGGCCGCCGUGUGGUGCGAGUGGGCCGAAAUGGAGAUCCGGCACGAGGAGUUUGAGCGCGCCCUGCAGCUGAUGCAGCGCGCCGUGGCGCCGCCGCCGCACAAGGUCGCCUACCACGACCAGUCCGAGACGGUGCAGAUGCGCGUCCACAAGUCGCUCAAGCUGUGGUCCAUGUACGCCGAUCUCGAGGAGAGCUUCGGCACGUUCAAGACCUGCAAAGCCGUCUACGAUCGCAUCAUCGAGCUGAAGAUCGCCACGCCGCGUAUAAUCAUCAACUAUGGCCUCUUCCUGGAGGAGAGCAACUACUUUGAGGAGGCGUUCAAGGCCUACGAGAAGGGCAUCGGCCUGUUCAAAUGGCCGUACGUGUACGACAUCUGGAACACGUACCUGACCAAGUUCGUGGGCCGCUACGGCGGCACCAAGCUGGAGCGGGCGCGCGACCUGUUCGAGCAGUGUCUGGAGCACUGUCCGGAGCAGUUCGCCAAGGCGCUCUACAUGCUGUACGCCAAGCUGGAGGAGGAGCACGGCCUGGCGCGACACGCCAUGGCCGUCUACGACCGGGCCACGGCCGCCGUGCCGCAAAACGAGAAGAAGGAGAUGUUCGACAUCUACACGCGCAAGGCGGCCGAGAUCUACGGCGUGACGCGCACGCGCGAAAUCUACGAGAAGGCCAUCGAGCAGCUGCGCGACGACGAGGCGCGCGACAUGUGUAUGCGCUUCGCCGAGCUGGAGCGCCGGCUGGGUGAGAUCGACCGGGCGCGCGCCAUCUACGCGCACUGCAGCCAGAUGUGCGACCCGCGCACCACCGCCCAGUUCUGGAGCACCUGGCGCGAGUUCGAGGUGGCGCACGGGAACGAGGACACCAUGCGUGAGAUGCUGCGGAUCAAGCGCUCCGUGCAGGCCACCUACAACACUCAGGUGAACAUGAUGUCCGCGGCGAUGCUGGCGUCCGCCUCCUCCAUGUCUGGCACCAUCUCAGACCUGGCGCCCGGACUCAACGACGGCAUGCGCAUGCUGGAGGCGCGCGCCGCGCAAAAGACGGCCGACCGGCCGGCCGCCGCCGCCGCCGCCGCCGGCGCCGGUCAGAUCCUGUUUGUGCGCGGCUCUGGCUCCGAGCAGGAGACAGCCGUGGCCGAGGGCGGCCGCGUGGCCAACCCGGCAGAGAUCCAGCUGGACGACGACGACGAUGAAGAGGAGGGAGAGGGAGCGGAGGAGGAGGAGGAGGUGGCGCAGCAGGCCGUGCCGGCGCAGGUGUUCGGCAGCCUGGCCAGGAAGCAGGAGGAGCAGGAGGACUGAGCGGUCACGGCGGGGGCGCACAGCACCCCAGCGAGGGCAGGGACUGACCGGUCGCGGUGGGGGCGCACAGCCGCCCGGCGAGGGGCGGGACUGACCGGUCGCGGCGGGGGCGCACAGCAGCCCGGCGAGGGGCGGGACUGACCGGGCACGGCGGGGGCGCACAGCGGCCCGGCGAGGGGCGGGACUGACCGGUCGCGGCGAGGGCGCAGACAGGAACCCAUAGUGAAGACAGCCCGGGCGUCUACAAUGAGAGCGAACCACCAGGUACUGUUUUGCUUUCCUUUAUCGGCUGGCUGGUGUGACGAUUGGUCAUUGAUGGAGAGUGGAGAUGGUCCGAAUUUAUAUUUAAUAUACAAAUAUGCAUCACA